AACAUCACCCCCAUCAAUCAAACACAAAACCAAGAUCACAUCCUGUCAUAUUAUCUUCUGCUCCAAAGUUUCCCAACACAAAACUCCCUUUCUCCAUCUCUAACUUCCUUACUCGGGGGAUCCGAGGUAAGAAUUCUGGUUUUGUUCUGCAAUGGGAACAGAACAGGCAGCGGCCGUGGAGAUAUCGGAACCGCUGCUACUCCAUGAUGAAGCUGCGGUCGACAAAAUUAGGGCAGCCGAUGAUCAAGAAAUGGAAAGAAUUCCUGAAUGGAAGGACCAGAUUACGAUCAGAGGGCUGGUGGUCAGCGCUAUAUUGGGGACGCUUUUCUGUAUAAUCACCCACAAGCUCAAUCUGACGGUAGGGAUCAUUCCUUCUCUCAACGUCGCCGCUGGUCUGCUGGGGUUCUUCUUCGUCAAAUCAUGGACCGGAUUUUUGUCCAAAUUAGGAAUUUCGGUUCAACCUUUUACCCGCCAAGAGAACACCGUUAUUCAGACUUGCGUUGUGGCUUGCUAUGGUCUCGCCUUCAGUGGGGGAUUCGGAUCUUACUUGCUGUCUAUGGACGAGAAAACUUAUAAACUGAUUGGUGAAGAUUAUCCUGGUAAUCGGGCAGAGGAUGUUAAGAACCCUGGAUUAUUGUGGAUGAUGGGCUUUAUAUUCGUUGUUAGUUUUCUGGGGCUUUUUAGCCUUGUUCCUCUUCGGAAGGUUAUGGUCUUGGAAUAUAAGCUGACCUACCCAAGUGGAACUGCCACGGCUAUGUUGAUUAAUAGUUUCCAUACAAACACUGGAGCAGAACUUGCCAGAAAGCAGGUUUCUUGUCUUGGAAAAUAUUUAAGCAUAAGUUUCUGCUGGAGCUGCUUUAAAUGGUUCUUUAGUGGUAUUGGCGAUUCAUGUGGAUUUGACAAUUUCCCCAGCCUUGGGUUGACGCUGUUCAAGAAUACGUUCUAUUUUGACUUUAGUCCAACUUAUGUUGGAUGUGGUCUAAUUUGCCCUCAUAUAGUCAACUGUUCAGUUCUUCUUGGAGCUAUCAUAUCAUGGGGUUUCCUUUGGCCAUUCAUUUCGCAGCGGGCAGGUGACUGGUAUCCAGCUGAUCUUGGCAGCAACGAUUUCAAAGGUCUCUAUGGAUAUAAGGUUUUUGUAGCCAUUUCCCUUAUUCUUGGGGAUGGGCUUUACAAUUUGAUUAAGAUCAUAUCAGUAACUAUUAAGGAAAUAUGCACCAAACGUCAAAAUCUUCCAGUCGUCAAGGAAGUUACGGAACAGAAGAAACGCGAUGAAGUUUUCCUCAAAGACAGAAUACCUUUCUGGUUUGCUGCUUCUGGAUAUGUUGGCUUGGCGACAAUAUCUACUGCUGCAAUGCCAAUGAUCUUUCCGCCUCUUAAGUGGUAUUUAGUCCUUUGUUCAUACAUAUUAGCCCCAGCCCUUGCCUUCUGCAACUCGUAUGGUACUGGACUAACAGACUGGAGCCUGGCUUCUACUUAUGGGAAAAUUGGUCUGUUUAUUAUUGCCUCACUCGUAGGAAGCAAUGGUGGGGUUUUAGCCGGGUUGGCAGCUUGUGGCGUUAUGAUGUCAAUUGUCUCCACAGCUGCUGAUUUAAUGCAAGAUUUCAAGACUGGUUACCUUACUCUGUCAUCAGCGAAGUCUAUGUUUGUGAGCCAAUUAGUUGGAACAGCUAUGGGCUGUGUGAUUGCACCCCUCACAUUUUGGUUGUAUUGGAGCGCCUUUGAUAUUGGAUCACCUGAUAGCCCAUACAAAGCACCAUAUGCUGUUAUAUACAGGGAAAUGGCUAUUUUGGGGGUUGAGGGCUUCUCUGAACUUCCCAAGCAUUGCCUGGCCAUAUGUUGUGGCUUCUUUGUGGCUGCUUUGGGUAUAAACCUUUUGAGAGAUGUAACCCCCAAGAAGGUUUCUCAGUUCAUUCCUAUUCCGAUGGCAAUGGCAGUGCCAUUUUAUAUUGGAGCUUACUUUGCAAUUGACAUGUUUGUUGGUACUGUGAUAUUGUUUGUAUGGGAGAGGCUAAAUAGGAAGGAUGCAGAAGAUUAUGCUGGUGCUGUUGCUUCGGGUCUGAUAUGUGGUGAUGGGAUAUGGACGAUACCGUCUGCCAUUCUCUCCAUCUUCAGGAUUAAUCCCCCCAUCUGCAUGUAUUUUGGACCUUCUGCAAGUAGCUGAACAAGUAAGCUAGCCUUUGUAAUUCUUUAGUUUCAUAAACAGAAAGUACUCACCUGUACAUAUGUAUGUGCCAAAUGUAUUCAUCGAUUUGUUUCUGUGCUUUAUCUCAUUUGUCAACCAAUUAUAUGAUCUCAAUCAUUAUGAGGGAAUCUUUUAUUAGCUGGUGGAUAGAAUGAUGAAGGAUCUUAUUAUUGAAUUACUUAAAACUGAUUGAUGUUGUUGCA
Molecule: messenger RNA, 2385 nt
Organism: Sesamum indicum (sesame)
Lineage: Eukaryota; Viridiplantae; Streptophyta; Magnoliopsida; Lamiales; Pedaliaceae
Gene: YSL6
Product: YELLOW STRIPE like 6
Cellular component (GO): vacuolar membrane
Molecular function (GO): oligopeptide transmembrane transporter activity
Source: RefSeq, a predicted model, not a curated record